CCUCAACGGCGGCAACGUUGUCCGUGUCACGCCGCGCCGCGUCUGGGUCGCGUUUCUCAGUUCGCAGACUCAGACCAGUUGAGUAGUUUCGUUUAGUUUGCUCGUUUUCCGUUGUGAAUAUCGUUGGUAUCUCCACCGUGGUGUGCACUAGGCCAGACUUCGUGAAUUCGCUUCUCGUUUCCGCUGCCUGGUAGUUGCCAGGUCCCCGGCUCGUCACCAAGGGCGAAUUCGCCGCCCUUUCGCGAUGGCCAUCUCCAAACAGCAACAGCAAAAUGAUGAAAAAGACAACGGGGGCGAAUUUCAGUUCUAUACACCUGAGCAGCUCACAAGAUGGGAAAAGUUCCGCAGGGCGAUCUACGAUCCUCAAAACAAUCAGAUCUUAGGCAGGACGCCCAAAAGUUGGGGUCAACUCUUCCUCUUCUACAGUAUUUUCUACAUGGUGCUAGCUGCACUAUUCGCCAUCUGCAUGCAAGGCCUGUUCGCCACGUUGGACGAUAACCAACCAACUUGGACCAUGGAAAACAGCCUGAUAGGUGUAAACCCGGGUCUAGGCUUCAGACCCAUCUCGCCCAGAACGGAAGAGGGGUCCCUCAUCUGGUAUAACAUCACCAAUCAAACGACGAUUAACAAAUGGGUCAAGUUGGCAGAUGAAUUCUUGAAGCCAUACAAAGAACCACAGACAGGGGAAAAUUUCGUAAACUGCAACUUUGACAAGCCGCCUGGUCCAAACCAGGUCUGCAUCACCUCAGUGAACCAAUUGGGAAACUGCCAUCCAAGCAAGAAAUACGGAUUCAAUUCCUCGUCCCCAUGCGUAUUUCUCAAGCUAAAUAGGAUAUAUGGAUGGAAACCUGAUUUUUAUACAACUCCCUUGGAAGACAUGCCUGAUGGUUUGAAGCAACACAUAAAAACAAGACAAGGUGAGGAGAAGAAGCAAAUAUGGGUGACUUGCAAUGGCAUAAACGAUUUUGACAAGGAGAACAUCAGAGGAUUCAACUACCAUCCCAGGGGAUUCGCGUCGUAUUAUUAUCCCUACAAAAACCCGAAAAACUACCUCAGUCCGAUCAUUGGUGUGGAAAUCGUCAAUAUCACACCAAACGUGAUCGUUAACAUCGAAUGCCGUGCCUGGGCCAAGAACAUAAUAUACAGGGGUGGCUCAUUGAACAGGGCCGGUUCAGUCACUUUCGAAGUGCAAGUGGACAGUGAGUACAAACCAGCGUAAUACAAACAUGAACGAUUAUUAUUGUUUGGUUGAUUAACUUUUCAAUUUUUACAAUCAUUGAACAAAAUGUACUUAUUAUUGUAAUUGUGAAUCAUUGUCACAGUGAUGGUUAUUCGGAGACUGCGUAUUUUUUUACAAUUUUGACUGAUCAAAUGUGAAUCUUAGAAAUAAGAAAUCGAAACCGAAAAAGUCAGUAUCAUAGAGCAAUCAAUUUAUAAACUCUGACGCAUAACCUAACCCAAAAAUGCACUCUUUUUCACAUAUUAGACCAAACUUGUCUGUAGAUCAUUCUGGUUGACAGACAAGAGGUACUAGUAUUUCUUUUUUUGUGGUCCGUUUGUGAUUUGAAUUUUGCAAAAAUUCAUUAUGCAAAUGAUCUGAUAUUUUUUAUUAUUUAGAUUUACAAAGUAAAAUAUAGUAAAUAAUCUCAAGCGAACCCACGCCGAUUACAAAAGCAAAAAAAUAUAUGUCAAUGUCAAACAGGGAGAAAAGCACGCGGAAAAAACUUCGCCAAGUCUAGCGUCAACGUUGUGGACUUACGUUGGGGAACUCCUGUUUAUAAACAGUUUAACGUCAAGCGCAUGAUUUAGGUUCUGCUUCACGGGAACGGUACGGCAGUGUUUAUAAAUUGUCAUUUAUGGGGAUUUUUAAAGAUUUUCAUUUCAACAGAUUAAUUGAAAUAUUUGCUUUCAAAAAGAUGAAAAAAAAUUCAAAUCAUAUUUAAUUAUAUUUUUUAAACAUAACUAGAUUUACAUUGUUUAUUAAACAGAUAUACGGUUCUCCGAAUAAUCUCUGGUGCGCAAAUACGUACUUAUUUUCUGUUGUUAAUUUAUUUCUACUUAUAACCAAAACGGUUGUGUUUUUAUUAUUUUUUUUUUCUGUUGUUGUGUGUGUUUAACACGCGUUGCAUAGUUUGUAAAACCGAUUUAAUGUGUGAUAAGACGCAUUUUAGAAAUAUAGUGACUACUAUUUAUAUUAAGAUGUGUUUUAUAAUGUAAUGCUUUUUUGAUAUCAUAAUUCGCUUCUCUUCAAUUCAACUAUGGUUUGUAAAUAAACUGUAAAAAGGAAGCUAAAUGAGAGGAUGUAUUUACAGUGGCGGUACGACAGUUGGUAUAUAUUUCUUUCGAAUAUUAUUAAAUAAGGAAGAACGAGCAAUAGUUCAAGUUGAACAGGUUGUUCGAAUUUGUAAUACGGUGAGACUUCAGAGUAAAUUGUUCCAAGGGGCAACGUAACUAAGAAAUGAAAUUUAAAGCAAACAUGUAUUCCAAAACCGCAUUAGCAGUGGCUGUUGACGAUGAUGAUAAUAAUGAUGAUGGUGAUUGUGUCAAGCGUUAGCUUUAGGUGAGGCUGCCCCGGAAUUGGCCUGUUAGACAAAUUUGUCUGGCUAUUCAUUCUCGAAUAAUAAAUAAUAAUAACUAACACAGUAAAGUAGAAUCUUCUGGACGAUGCGAUCCAAUCACGACCAAUCUUUUUCACUGGCAUUGUUAUUGUUCUUAAGGUGUCGAGAAUGUAGAACCAUAUUCCAACACAACCUUACUAAAUUCUAGUAAAAUUAGGCAGUUAGAAAAUUGGUUUAACAAGAUGUUUAACCUUCUUAGAGUAUCCGUGGUACCUCGAUGUUUAGGCUCUGCCUCCGCGACUGUUUUAGUAUACGGAACGACGACUUUAAUGCUCGUUCUUCCUUUCCAGUUUAUCUGAUAUCUGUUUCGUUAGACAUUUUUCUGAUCCUCAGUAUGAAAUUAAAAAACUGCCAUAAUGAAUAGCCUUAUGUAAUACUGUAUUCAAUAAAAAUAGGUCUACUCGUAGUUUCGAAUCCCAAAAUAUACUGUAGGUACUUAUCGUGAGGAAAGCUGUACUUUACGAGCAGCCCAUUGGAAAUAAAAGUCUCGCCUCGUGUGUGGGUUCUAAAUCCAAAUGCAUUUUAUAUUCAAGCGUUGAACACAAUUUGGCAUAUGCCGAGAAUUUCAGAAGAGAAAAAAAUAUUUCUGAAGUUAUGAGAUGGGUUGUAAAGUUAGAGCUUUCGUAAAAAUACGCCAUAUGCCGUGCGAUUGUAGAAUACAGGAUAAUAUUUUCAAUAUAUUGUAUGGUUUACUGAUACUGAUACUGUGCGUCAUAUGCCGGCACCAAUAUCAAAAAUUUAUUGGAAUAGAAACAGUCUGCAAUGUUUUGUGCAACAUGUAACGGACGUUUGUUGGAAAGUAAACAACCUGCAACAUGUGGUGAUACACGUGCUGGCGAACGUACGUUUUCAUUAGUGCAAAUUUCUGCAAUAUGUUGUGCAACAUGUGUCGAUACAUGUGUCUGCAAUUUUUAGAGUGAAAACGUACUUUCAUAUGGAAGAAAAUAACUAAUGGCGCAGUGGUUCAAUACCAAGACGUUUACAUGACAUAUUGAUCACUAUAGCUUUCUUGAUCGUAUGCAAUGCAUUUUAAAAAUUGUUUCAUCAUCUAUAUGUCUUUUAGGACAAUAAAGUUUUUUUAAACUUAA
Acanthoscelides obtectus is the source of this 3706-nucleotide messenger RNA. Lineage: Eukaryota; Metazoa; Arthropoda; Insecta; Coleoptera; Chrysomelidae. The record is from the annotation of a GenBank genome assembly.